Egretta garzetta (little egret) is the source of this 3660-nucleotide messenger RNA. It is a transcript of the gene DCDC2B, whose product is annotated as doublecortin domain containing 2B. The record is from RefSeq and is a predicted model, not a curated record. Gene Ontology annotation, biological process: intracellular signal transduction. NCBI's taxonomy places the organism in Eukaryota, Metazoa, Chordata, Aves, Pelecaniformes, Ardeidae. The transcript is spliced from 12 exons. Gene Ontology annotation, cellular component: microtubule organizing center; microtubule. The coding region runs from base 1877 to 3118 and encodes 413 amino acids.
CCUGACCCUGCCUCUCCAAAAACAGCAGGUCAGACCAGCGCCUGUCUGCAGCCAGAGCGGUGCCGCCUGAACAGUGAUGGUUCAGUUACCCAAGGAUUGGAUUGUAUGAUGGCAGUGCCCUUUUUUAUUCCCCCCUUCUCUGGGGAAAAAUAAAAAAGGAAUGAUGAAGGAAAACAGUUUAGAUCUGGUUAACAAGCUUUACUCAUGGCCUGCUACGGGGACGUUGCUGCUCUGGUACCUGUCCUGUCUGUACGCAGCGUACUUGAUGCUGAAACAGAAGCUGGGGACUCCUGACCCGUAGGAGGGCAUUCCCGAGCACAUGGGGCACUUGCAUUGGUGUGGAGAAGCAGUGGAGCUGCAGCACCACGGUCGUGACAUGACCUCAUGGUCAGCAGCAGCUUAGGGGAACUCCAGCUCUGUGGGUUGACGUUUUCCACUUCAGAUGAAUGUGGCAAGAAAGCCUUUUGUUUCUUUUAAAUGUGAAUAUUUGGUCAAAGCAGGGAUUAAACAUCACUGUGAAGCCAGGGAGGUGGUUAUGUGUCCUGGAGGGAGUCCCAGUGAGGCCUCCUUCCGCAAGAACCCUAUUUCUGUUGGCUGAGCUGGACGGUCCUACGGAAAAAUUGAGGCUGGGAAGACUGUCGCUUACAGAAGGCACUUUCUGACUAGCUGGUUGCUUGUGGUGGAACUAAAAUGCCUGAAGGCAGCGGGUGCUUUGAACUUCCAGGAACAAGCUCUUCUCCGCUGAACUGUGUGUGAUCCUAUUGGUAUCCAGGUUGUGCGUUUGGGCUGGCUCUGCCCGUCACAGCUCUGCGGUAUCUGCGAUCUCCAGGCACUCGUGGUAGGCUUUGGGGAACACCUCGUUGAAGGAUUUAAGGAGGAGAGUUUCCUAACUUUCCCGUGCAGUUGGUGGGGAGCAAUGGCACAUCAAACCUGACCUUCGGGAGAUGAGGCUUGGUUCCCGACUUGCAGAUCUCUGACCAUGGUAACUUCUCUCUGUGUGGCAGAGUCCCCUGACUGGUGCUUGAGGGAGCAAGUAAGGACUUAUGGGGUUGGGCGCUUUUUCUGUACUUUGCUCUAGUUCAGGGGCAUUUGAGGUCCCUCAGAAAUGGACUUUCCACGUGGUGCUAUGGUUCCCUAGUGUGAACGCGAGUUGUCUCUGCAAACACUCUGCGUUCCCGCUGACUGAACGGUCACUCUCGCCAUAUGGCGGUCAUGUCUUUCUGUUCCUGAUGAUGCUGACUUGUUUGCGAAUAAAAAGCUUUCCUGAAGUUUGUCUCUGAAUCUUUCUAUUCCUGUCUGGUUUGCCUUCCUCUCCUGGGCAGAGCCAAGUGAGUCCAUGGCCAGCUUUGACCUGUGGCAACCUGUUCAGUGCAAUGGGUGGUGUGUCCGCUGGGAUGGGGAUGUUUCAGGGGACAGAAACCCAUGGUGCUUCUGCAGGUAGCAAGUGAUGGCACAGGGGCCACAGCUUCUGGGUAGCGCCGGUCUGGAUGAGAUGUGAACUGCUGCCGUAAAGAUACUGGUAAUUAGCGUACCUCCAAGCUUGUUAAUCUGAGCCUGGUGGCCACGGUGGCUGGUGAGGGAGCUCGCAGUACUUGGUGUCUGAGGGUUAAAGAGCCGUGUGGUUCCUGGUUCUCAAACAGAAAGGUGCUCUGCAGGUUUGAUGUGGCCUCCAGACAGGCCAACAACUUCCUCCUGCUGGGCCUGCAUCCAUGGAGACAGCCAGUCAGGCCAGGCUGCGCUGGGAAGGGACUGCAGAGCGGGAGAGCAGCCGGUCAGAAGGGUUUGGGCUCAGCAGGAGGCUGGCCAGGGCUCUCCUCCGCCCCCCACGUCGGUCUGUUCACCUCUGUGGUCAGCGGGGCUUGCUUGACCCACGGGGAUGAGCUUCCAUGGCUUAGCUCUGGCACCUCCGGCCAAGAACGUGGUGGUGUAUCGCAAUGGUGACCCCUUCUUCCCUGGGAGGAAGGUUGUGGUGAACCAGCGGCGGUUCCUGAACUUUGAGGCGUUUCUGAACGAGGUGACCAAGAGCAUUCACGCACCCUUGGCUGUGAGGAACCUCUACACACCCAGGCAUGGCCACCGCGUCGCUGAGCUGGAGGAACUGCAGGACGGGUGCCAGUAUGUGGCUGCAGGCUUCGAAAAGUUCAAAAGGCUUGACUAUUUAAAUCGUGGAAGGAAGGAGCUCCGUGGGACAAGGAACGGUGACGGUCUGCAGUUCCGCACUGUAGCUCCCUGGAAGCCGAAUGUCUUGGUGCGAUGGCAGAAGCACACCCACCUGCCCUGCGUGAUACAUGUUUUCCGGAAUGGGGAUUUGCUGAGCCCUCCUUUCCCGCUGCCUCUCUCCAAGAGCACCCCACUGCAGUGGGACGCACUGCUGGCCACGCUGACAGAGAAAGCCGACCUGCGCAGCGGAGCUGUUAACAAGCUCUGCAGGCUGGAUGGAACCCAGGUGUCUGGUGGGGAGGAGCUGGUGAAUGGCCGUUACUACGUGGCAGUGGGAAAUGAGGAGUACAAAAAACUGCCUUACUUCGAGCUGCUGGUGCCCCAGAACUCUGCGUACAAGAUGCUGCGGAACCACCCAAAUAGCAGGGGCAAAAAAUACCGCAGAAGGUUUGGUGAACUCUGUGCCACCUCCCAGGCCAGAGCUGGUGACUCUGCUCUUGCUGAACCACCUCAACAGCUGGACGGUCACAGGGUGCAGGCCAUGGGAGCUGCAGAGAAAGACAAGGUCCCAGCUGCUUUUCCAGAACUGCAAAGACAAGCCAGGAAAUCUCGCCUCAGAGAGGAAGAGUCCAUUUUCCAUGCUACACCUGUCCGUGCAGGACAAAACAGAAGGAGCAACAGGAAUGUGCAGCACUGGCCUGAUCAAGAAGAAAGCGUCUAUAAAAUAAGAGAUCCCAGGAAGGAGAUGCGAGGUGCCCGGGAAGUAAAAGAGGAUGAACGCACAACAGUGGACGUAUCCAUUGAUCAGGCACAGACUGCAGAGAAAUCACAAAAGGCCGUGGCAAGGAAAAGGGAUGCCAGUGACUCUGAGGAUGAAAAGCACCAAAGGAUGUUGCCCUUGGCAGCAAAGAGCUCUGAAGAGUUCACAAAGGGAGCAGGAUGGGAGAGGGACAGUUAGCACCCUCAUCAUCUGAGCUGGAGAAGCAGAGUACCAGUGAAUGCUGAAUCAGAUGCACGAUGUCGUUAAAUAAUGAAGAUCUUCCCCGUUUCCUCGUCUUGGUGGGAUGACGAUGCGGCAGAGGAGAUGGCUGCUUUUCUGCACUCUAAUUAAACUGGUUUGUGUCUGAACUUGGGAAGGAAGACUUACCAAAUACCCGCCUCUACAACAAAAGGCCUGCCACGAAGUGUGUUCUGUCAGAUACUUCUUAUGAAGAGAUUUCGUUGCAUCGUUUGCCCUCUCACUUGGAAUGCCUGGAUAAUGUUUGCAGCAAUCAAAUUCAUUGCCAAGCAUCUAUACAUCUUGUUUCUGUUAACUUGUCUGAGGAGCAUCUGCCUGAUUUAGGAAAAAUCAUGGUAAUAAACAGCUCUUCUAUGAACCCCCUCCCUGCAAGGCUUUCUGUAUUUCACUCCCUGGUGUUCCUGAUUAAUUACAAGGGUAACAAAGUUGUUUGGUUUGUUGGUUUCUUUCUUCUUCUGUGAUCUACCUGGUCUUUUGGACUG